UACAUUUCCCACGAUGCAGCUCGCGCCAGAAGAAGGGCUGCCCGCGUUAAAGCCUGAAUGGGAUGAGGAUUGUGUUUGGCUUUUUGAGGCCUAGCCUUCCUGAUCAGAUCCAUUGCUCUCAGCGGUCAAGGGAUGGCACUUAAAGGAGGGCUUUUCAGCUGCAGCGACCCUGUCUUCUGGAGAGCGGUUCAAGGCCUCUAUCAGGACGCAUUGAGCGCCAAAGCCAGCAAGCGGAAGGAACUCAUCGCCUUGGAUCAAUGGUAUCAGGAGGAGCUCCCGAUUGCUGUGGCAAAGCGGGUGAAGAAAUACUUAAGAAAAGCGGAGGUGGUGAAGCUGAUGGAGUGGAAACUUUGUAGAGGGAAAUUUCGACCUCGGCUGCAGCAACUGGUGGCAACGAACUCCAAUGAAAUGGUGGAGGAAUGUACCACAAAGGCCUUCCAACUCCUUCCUGACGUAUCAAGGGCAGUGCAAGAACUCUGCAAGCUGAAGGCUGUGGGACCAGCCACAGCUUCAGCUAUUCUGACAGCUGGAGCCCCAGAUACAGCAGCAUUUAUGGCUGAUGAAGUCCUGGAGUCCAUCCCUGGCCUCAGCCCGGUCCAAUACACCCUCAAGCACUACUUGCUCUACCUAGACAAAAUCCAGAGUUGUGCUGAAAAGCUAAACAAAGCCGACACAGAGAAAACAUGGACGCCUCAUGGUGUGGAGCUGUGCCUGUGGGCUUGGGCUGUGGCAGACCGACUGCAGUUGCCCUCACUGCAGGCUCUGAGCCUGGAAAAAACGGAAGCGGGUCAUGAUGGUGGUGCAGAAAUGCCCAGGAAGAAGCAGAGAACAGAAUGAGAACCUCCAGGCUGCCAUAUGUUUUUACUCCUGUCCUCAAUAUGGAUGUUGAAGCCAAAUUGCACCCGAAAGCAGCACAUUUCUUCCAAAUCUAAGGAAUGGUGAGGAGAAGUUGUAGUAAUGGUGCCUGCGGAGCAGAUGAGGUAACUGUUUAAAGCAAGAGUUGCCACGGUGCAACCUGGCAGAAUUGGUCUGUCUGGAGAGGCACAAGACAAAGGCACACCUUCUUCCUCUUCCCCAAGAAAAAAAAAUCCAUAACAUAUCUUUUCAGCCAUAAUAGUAAUAAUGAAUUCUGAACUUACAGGGUGAUUUCCCCUUCCUUCAUUUCUCACCCCCCCCCCCCCCCCCCCCCCC
Molecule: messenger RNA, 1191 nt
Organism: Anolis sagrei ordinatus
Lineage: Eukaryota; Metazoa; Chordata; Lepidosauria; Squamata; Anolidae
Source: RefSeq, a predicted model, not a curated record